Messenger RNA from Colletotrichum higginsianum IMI 349063, 294 nucleotides. RefSeq lists its product as uncharacterized. The transcript has a single exon. Lineage: Eukaryota; Fungi; Ascomycota; Sordariomycetes; Glomerellales; Glomerellaceae. The coding region runs from base 1 to 294 and encodes 97 amino acids. The record is from RefSeq and is a predicted model, not a curated record.
AUGCCGCAGUACGACGAGACCUGUGUUUUCGUUGCGGGUUUGAUGAGCCCGGGCAGAGAGUUCUCCUGGAGAGGGCUAGAGCGGCGGCGAAAUCGCGAAAUCGCGAGAUACCCCUCCCAGCUCCGCCACCGCUACGACGGGGAGGUGGACUUUGCCGCCGCCGCCGCCGCCGCAGCAGCAGCAGAAGCCGCAAGCCACUAUCCGUACAUCAUUGCAUUUGCUAAGCCAAAGACCUCGAUGGCGGGAACGUCUGUCACCCAUGUAUCGUCGACCGAAAGGGGACGGCGAGAUUGA